AAUGUUUGUCCUGCUUGCCCAUCACCAGGGGGUUGAGAGGAGUAUGACAGGUCUUUGUUGUCUGAAUAAAAAUCCGUGGCAGCUCCGGGGAGAGAACUCCUCCUACUAAAUUAUCAAAAAUGGGCUGGCUUUAGUCUCUUAACAAAUUGGACACAGCUCAGGCAGGAGCAGUCCCCAACCCAACCUACAGGAACUGGGAACUUGCAAGCAGUCAGGGAACGCUGAAAAUAGCACUUCUUUUUCUUUCUUUGUGUUCAAAACUAUUUUCUUUCUUCACCAGAUUUUGUUUUCCUCCCCGCUGCAGUUGUUUCCCAUUAGUAACUCGAUCUCUCAGAGCAGUAAGAUUUGCCUUCUACGCCUCUUUUCUCCUCCACCCGAAUUGUUUGUUUUCUGCACAUCUCCUUCAGGGAGCCGCUGAGGCUUACCCCACCACUCUUCCCACUUCUUUUUGCUUCCCCCAGUCCCCCCAAGCAGACCGAUUUCCACUCUGUCUCUUUCUUCCCCUCUUCUCUCUCCCUCUUUCCCUCCAUCCCCGAGCCUCUCUGCGCUCCCACAGCGCAGCCCUCUCGGGUCCCUUGCCUCCCUCAUUCGGAUGAGCUGAAAGCCCUGGGCGUGUGUAUAUGGAAAUAGUGGGGUGCCGAGCAGAAGACAACUCGUGUCCUUUCCGCCCCCCAGCCAUGCUCUUCCACGGGAUCUCUGGAGGCCACAUCCAAGGCAUCAUGGAGGAGAUGGAGCGCAGAUCCAAGACUGAGGCCCGUCUGGCCAAAGGCGCCCAACUCAACGGCCGCGACGCGGGCAUGCCCCCGCUUAGCCCGGAGAAGCCCGCCCUGUGCGCCGGCUGCGGGGGCAAGAUCUCGGACAGGUACUACCUGCUGGCUGUGGACAAACAGUGGCAUCUGAGAUGCCUGAAGUGCUGUGAAUGUAAGCUGGCCCUCGAGUCCGAGCUCACCUGCUUUGCCAAGGACGGUAGCAUUUACUGCAAGGAGGAUUACUACAGAAGGUUCUCUGUGCAGAGAUGUGCCCGCUGCCACCUUGGCAUUUCCGCCUCAGAGAUGGUCAUGCGCGCCCGAGACUCAGUCUACCACCUGAGCUGCUUCACCUGCUCCACUUGCAACAAGACUCUGACCACGGGCGACCAUUUCGGCAUGAAGGACAGCCUGGUGUACUGCCGCGCCCACUUCGAGACCCUCUUGCAAGGAGAGUAUCCACCUCAGCUGAGCUACACGGAGCUGGCGGCCAAGAGCGGCGGCCUGGCCCUGCCUUACUUCAAUGGUACGGGCACCGUGCAGAAGGGGCGGCCCCGGAAGCGGAAGAGCCCAGCGCUGGGAGUAGACAUCGUCAAUUACAACUCAGGUUGUAAUGAGAAUGAGGCAGACCACUUGGACCGGGACCAGCAGCCUUAUCCACCCUCACAGAAGACCAAGCGCAUGCGAACCUCUUUCAAGCAUCACCAGCUCCGGACCAUGAAAUCCUACUUUGCCAUCAACCACAAUCCGGAUGCCAAGGACCUCAAGCAGCUUGCCCAGAAAACAGGCCUGACCAAAAGAGUUUUGCAGGUUUGGUUCCAAAACGCACGAGCCAAAUUCAGAAGGAACCUUUUGCGGCAGGAGAAUGGGGGUGUUGAUAAAGCUGAUGGCACGUCGCUUCCGGCCCCGCCCUCAGCAGACAGCGGAGCUCUCACUCCACCCGGCACUGCGACCACUUUAACAGACCUGACCAAUCCCACUAUCACUGUAGUGACAUCCGUGACCUCUAACAUGGACAGCCACGAAUCCGGAAGCCCCUCACAAACUACCUUAACGAACCUUUUCUAACAUUGGUUUUUUUUUUUUUUUUUUUAAUUCUUCCUCUUCUUUUUAUUAUUAUUCUAAUUAUUAUUAUUUUAUUAUUUACAAGACUUUUUUUUCUUCUAACCCACAAGAUAUUUGGGGAAUAAAAAUAACAGCUUGGUGUGUAGCAUCUGCAGCCACUUGGCAAAUGAGUUUACAGUAUUGUCUCCUUUAAGUGAAUAUAUUUUGUCUACAAAGUGUAUUUGGAUUUUUUUAAAAAAAAUAUUAAUUAGGUCUUUCAGUUGGUAAGGAGAGUUUUUGAAUAAUUCUAAUAAGUGCCUCUUAAAAUUGUAUGUUACUUAUUUCCAGAAUCUCGAAGAAAAAAAAAAAGAGUGGUAUUAUUAUGGGCAAAUAAUCAAAUUCCCAGUUAAAUGAUUAGGUUAAUAAAGAACCAGCUAAUUAAUUAGUUACUUUUUAAAUCUUGCAGUUGUAUGUGUGAUUAUGGAGUUUUGAAAACAUUACAUUUUUUAAAUCUUAAAACUGAAAACUUGUUUUUAGUAUUUCUAUUUCUUACCUGAACUGCUAAUUCAAGUGAGGAAUAUGAUGAAAUAAAAGCAUUAACUACAGACAUUUAAAAUAGUAAUGAUUAAUUAGGUGAGAAAUCUAUUACAGGAAAGUGACUUUUCCUUCUCUUAGGGGUGUACAACUCUAAAAACUUUUUACUUGACUAUUUGUUUCUCAACAUUUGAAAAAUAAUUAAGCUCCCUGUGUAUCCAUGAAAAUUCUGCAUAGAUUUUGACAUUCCAUAAUUUUAACCUCCUAAAGCUAAAUUCAAUAGCUCGGAAACCAUUCUUUCUAAGUUACUUUUUUUUUCCCAGGGAAAAUGGAAAUAAGCAAAAUAUAAUGUUUUAAGAAGUAAAAAAAUCAGUAUAAUUUAAUUAAUAGCUCUAUUAAUUGGCUUCAGCUGUACCAUGAUAUUGUAUCUGGCAUUCUAUAUGAAUAAUGUUUAAAAUACCCAGCCUGGUAGACUUAUACCAACAAUCGGUUUUGUUUUGUCUUAUUUUAUUUUGACAUAGGUUGACUUAUGUAUUGAAAAUAAUUUUUCUGAUAGUAGAGAUUCGAAGUUAUUAGUCUUAAAGUAGAUAAACUCAGAAGCCUUGUGGAUGCUGAUCUGAAUAUAUUUCCUAGUUUACAGUAGUAUUUUUUUUUCUUUUAAUUUAAGCUAAAAUCUUAAUGGUCUGGGCAGUGGUGAAUGUUCAUCUAUUACGCUUCUGUUGUAGUUAAAUACCAAUUAGAUUGUGGAUUUCCUAAAAAAAAUAAAAAAGAAGUCAAGAUAUAUGUCUUGCUUUAGUGGAUUGUUAAGAAUAACUUUGCACAUAUUCUCCACUUUUUGGACCCCUUAAAUCUCCUUUGGUGGUCGAAGUGGCUAUUUAAUAGAUGUUAAAGGUGUCCUUCUGGCUGUAUAAAUGUGUGGUUACAUAUUGACAGUUCACUGCCCACAUUAAAGUGCAUUAUUGUAACUUUUGCUCAGGGUCUUUAGAAAAUUAGCACAGAAAGUAGCUUAUUUUUUAAAAAAAGAUGAUGGAAGAUAAGUUAACACUGUAACAGAAGAAAGGUGUGAUUGCCAUUAUAUAUUUAGCAAGUAUGGUUAUCAUCUUAUAUGGAGCUUAAAUCUUGACUUUUCAUAUUUCUAUUACAUUUUGGGCAUUUACCACUAACCAGACCAAACAACCUUGGUAAGGCUGAGAUCUUAUUAAUACACUUUUACAGGUAAAAUAUUGACGCUUAUAAAUUUUGUUCUUUGACAGAACAAUAUAUGGUACUAUAGAUCUACUUUAUUAAGUAGACUAAUUAUAACUCAGUUCUCCUAUGUGCCUUAUGAUAUAACUUGGAAGUAAGUUUGUGAAAAAUCAGGAUAUAUGUGUUGUUUGUUAAAUUAACUGUUUUAAGCCCUUUUGACACCUCACUAGUUUUGUACUGUUUUACCUCUUAUUUCUGAAACUCUUUUUAUGGUGUAUCCUGUUAGAGGGGACAAACAUGUCAUAGAAAGCAGUUGUGCACUCUUUCAAAUAUAGUUGAUAAAUUCAAUAAUCUUAUAUAUUGAGCUUCGUGUUUAUAGUACAGUAAGUGGUCUAGCAAAAUUGUCCAUGUUUCUUUGUUUAUUGAUAAAUGCAUUGUAUAGAAACUAUUUCCCCUAAAUAUUUAUGGACCAAACAAUUGUGAUAUAUCCUAUUAAAUUUGUGUGAAUAAACCAUUUUGAAUCUAA
Molecule: messenger RNA, 4035 nt
Organism: Chlorocebus sabaeus (green monkey)
Lineage: Eukaryota; Metazoa; Chordata; Mammalia; Primates; Cercopithecidae
Gene: LHX9
Product: LIM homeobox 9
Biological process (GO): regulation of transcription by RNA polymerase II; neuron differentiation
Cellular component (GO): nucleus
Molecular function (GO): RNA polymerase II transcription regulatory region sequence-specific DNA binding; DNA-binding transcription factor activity, RNA polymerase II-specific
Source: RefSeq, a predicted model, not a curated record